Messenger RNA from Penicillium arizonense, 465 nucleotides. RefSeq lists its product as uncharacterized. Bases 1 to 465 code for a protein of 154 amino acids. Lineage: Eukaryota; Fungi; Ascomycota; Eurotiomycetes; Eurotiales; Aspergillaceae. The record is from RefSeq and is a predicted model, not a curated record. The transcript has 3 exons.
AUGCGUGCAGAUGUUAUCGACGAGUUCACAACCUCUUCCAUCCGUGAAAUGCCGAUGGAAGAACUCUGCUCCUUCUGCAACGUGCAAUGGCACCAAAUGAUGCAAACGUCCCCGUACUCCCACUACGACAAUAACUACAAAUCGAACCUUGAACACAUCAACAGGGCCUGCGGCCUCACCAUCCUAACAGACAUCCCGAAGCUCACGCUCUUCGAAAACCCACACGUAGAGUGGGGCCCGUACUGCCCGACCCAUCUUUUAUACACCACUUCAGCGGGGGACACAUGCGACGGCAUCGCGGCGCAGUUCAAGGUUGCCUCGGCAGCUGUUCGAGGUGUGAAUUGGUCGCCUAUCGACUGUUUCGCUAUUCCCGAGGGGAAUCAGACCCGCACACCAAAACAAAUCGAUAUCGAUAACGUCGACGUUUCUUCAACCCCACCACCCAUCGACGGCAAAGCGCCCUGA